AUUUAAAAACCAACGGAACAGUUUCAAAUUUGCGAAAUUUUACUUUCGAAGUGAUUUAAUGAGCUUCGAAUUUUUCUCAAAUUAAACUCAAUUUUGAAAAACCCCAUGUUCCAAACGUGCCCAAAUGGAUUCCAAUUUGCAUUUGAAAUUCGACCCAAGUGACUCCUACCACUGGUUGUAUUGCACCUGUUAGUAAUGUUUACACAGUGAUAUAAAAAGCAAAUAUAAAGUUUUAUCAAAGCUAGAUUGUGCUACAAAAAAGAAGAGCUGUACAUUAGUGUCAAUCAGGAUAAUAUUAAAUUCACUCAUGUCGUUCGUGCCCCUAAAUCUAUUACAAUCAUGUACUACGGGUGCCGAUGGAUCAGCAUGUCAAAAAACGUCAAUCAUGUUCUUAAUGCUCAUCGCUAACUUAUUCGGAUAUUCUGUCGAUGGAAAUUAUUUAAGAAUACGUCGCUCAGGAACCAAAACCCAAAGGAUUUUUCCUCAGUCUACUCCUAAAGAAUACGAUUUUAUUAUCAUUGGAGGUGGCUCAGCAGGUUGUGUCCUCGCUAAUAGGUUGACAGAAGUUGAAGAGUGGAACGUACUUUUAUUGGAAGCCGGCAUGGAAGAAUCAAAAGUUUCACAAGUUCCUGCUUUUGCACCGUAUUUUGUACAUAGUAAUAUAGAUUGGAAUUUUAAAACUCAGCCAAGCGAAAAAUCGUGUCGUUCUUAUAGAGGUGGUAGCUGUGUUUUUCCCCAAGGAAAAGGUCUAGGUGGUUCAAGUUCUAUAAAUUCAAUGAUAUACGUUCGAGGUAAUAGAAAAGAUUACGAAAAAUGGGCUCAGUUAGGCAAUGCUGGUUGGAGCUACGAAGAAGUGCUGCAAUACUUUAAAAAAUCAGAAGAUAAUCUAGACAAAGAGAUUGUGCAAAGUAAUCCAACAUUUCACGGAACUGGAGGAUAUCAGCCUAUCAGCCAUUUCCCUUACACAGACCAAAACGCCAAAAUUUUAAUUAAUGCUUUUGAAGAACUUGGCUAUAAAAAUAUUGACGUUAAUGCGAGGAGACAUAUAGGGGUUACACGUUUACAAACUACUUCAAAAAAUGGCAGGCGACAAAGCACUAAUAGUGCUUUCAUCCAGUCAAUUAGAAAAAAAAGGUCAAACCUUUUCAUUGAAACUCAAGCCUUUGUAACAAAAGUAAUAAUAGAUCCAGAAACAAAACAAGUUAAGGGAGUGGAGUACACUUCAACUGCCACUGGAAAAGUUAAGAUAAUUCUGGCUAGAAAAGAAGUGAUUAUAUCAGCUGGUGCAAUUAAUUCACCUAAAGUUUUAAUGCUCUCUGGUAUAGGGCCUGGUUCGGAACUUCGAAAACAUGGUAUUAAUGUUAUUUAUGAGGCGCCAGUUGGUCAAAAUUUUCAUGAUCAUGUAACAACUUUGGGUAUUGUCAUAAAACUUAAUAAGACCUCAUCUAUUAAAAAUAAUAAAGAAAGGCUCAAAGACGUUUAUUAUUACUUGAGAACCGGUAAGGGGCCCCUCUCGUCUACUGGGCCUAUGGUGUCAAAUGCGUUCAUUCAAACAAACUAUGAAGAAAGUGAUAAUCUACCUGAUAUUCAAUAUACAUUUGGGCCUGUUUAUUCAAAAACUUCAGGCAUUCAACCUUUAUCUUACUUUGAUGCUAUCGGUGUUUAUCCAGUAUUGAUUGCUCCAAAAAGUAGAGGAUUUAUAAAACUCAACAAUACUGACCCAGUUUGGGGUGAUCCUAUUAUCUAUCCGGGAUAUUUCGAAAAUUCUUUAGACAAAUAUAGAAUGAUUGAAGGCAUUAAAAUAUUUCAAAAUAUGUUUAAUACAACAGCCUUCAAAGAAAACGAAUAUCAGAUGGAUCAUGUUCCUCUACCAAAUUGUAAGCAGUGGAAAUUUAAUAGUGAUAAGUACUGGUCAUGUGUGAUUCGCGAGUAUACUGCGUCUUGUUAUCACAUUGCUGGGUCUUGUAAAAUGGGGCCUCAAACUGAUCAGGAGGCUGUUGUUGAUCCACAACUACGUGUCUAUGGAAUUAGUGGACUUCGCGUUGCUGAUGCUUCAAUUAUGCCGAUUGUUGUUCGCGGAAAUACGAAUGCACCGACUAUUAUGAUUGCUGAGAAAGCCAGCGACAUGGUUAAAGAUGCAUGGCUAAAUAAAUCCUAAUAGUUGUUAUGAAUUAUAAUUUAACUUUAAUUACGAAAUACGCAACCCCAACAAAAAGGACCCCGCAGAAAAUGUACAUGAAAUGGCU
Molecule: messenger RNA, 2246 nt
Organism: Belonocnema kinseyi
Lineage: Eukaryota; Metazoa; Arthropoda; Insecta; Hymenoptera; Cynipidae
Product: glucose dehydrogenase [FAD, quinone]-like
Exons: 4
Coding region: 308-2158 (616 amino acids)
Molecular function (GO): oxidoreductase activity, acting on CH-OH group of donors; flavin adenine dinucleotide binding
Source: RefSeq, a predicted model, not a curated record